AUGUUGGAAAGUGAUGGGUUCAGCACGUCAGAUCGUUAUCUGCAGUUGAUCUCCUUUGUUGCAGGUGAGGGUAAGAGCACAGUCAUCAAGAUGCUCAUCGGCCGCGAGCAAGCGAGUAUUGGGGGCACCAAAUCCUUUCCUGCGCCCGUGAAUGGUCUAACCAAUGACCUCAUAUCGGCUUCCGGAGACGUCCACCUUUAUGCCAACCCAGCUACUCAUCAUGAGAAACACCCCGUCUUACUUGCCGACUGCGAAGGCCUGGGUGGCGGCCAAAAUGUACCAAGAGCCAAGGAACAUCAGAGCAGUAGAAAGGUCUGCACGGCGAAAGUUCCAGCGAAAGAUCGGAUGGGCCAAAGACUCCAGAACCUCCUCCAGAGUGUAUGA
This is a messenger RNA of Podospora pseudopauciseta, 384 nucleotides long. RefSeq lists its product as uncharacterized. The coding region runs from base 1 to 384 and encodes 127 amino acids. The transcript is spliced from 2 exons. Lineage: Eukaryota; Fungi; Ascomycota; Sordariomycetes; Sordariales; Podosporaceae. The record is from RefSeq and is a predicted model, not a curated record.